AUGGAUGAUUCUACGAAAUCACGCUUGAAAGCUAUUCCGUUGUGUAAAACUAAAGCCGGGCCACGGGAUGGAGAUCUGUGGAUUGAACGGUUGAAGGAAGAAUACCAAUCCAUCAUCAAAUUUGUUCAAAACAAUAAAGAAACUGACUCGGAUUGGUUCCGCCUUGAGUCGAAUGCAGAUGGAACGAAAUGGUUCGGAAAGUGUUGGCAUUACCACAACAUGAUCAAAUGUAUAGAGGAGGAAAGAUUUGCCUUAUCAGAUCACUUCAAACCUCUUUGGGCGAGGAACGUACCUAAAUUCGGAAUCGCACAUGCCUUUUCCCUUGGAUUGGGUCCUUGGUUAGCGGUGGAGAUACCUGAUUUGGUUGAAAAAGGAGCAAUUACAGCUGAUUCAUGA
Messenger RNA from Cooperia oncophora, 396 nucleotides. NCBI's taxonomy places the organism in Eukaryota, Metazoa, Nematoda, Chromadorea, Rhabditida, Trichostrongylidae. The record is from the annotation of a GenBank genome assembly.